Oncorhynchus nerka (sockeye salmon) is the source of this 2545-nucleotide messenger RNA. RefSeq names its product transmembrane protein 88B (gene tmem88bl). The coding region runs from base 460 to 984 and encodes 174 amino acids. NCBI's taxonomy places the organism in Eukaryota, Metazoa, Chordata, Actinopteri, Salmoniformes, Salmonidae. The record is from RefSeq and is a predicted model, not a curated record. Gene Ontology annotation, molecular function: PDZ domain binding. Gene Ontology annotation, cellular component: plasma membrane. The transcript has 4 exons.
CGCGUGCGAGCUCUCUACAGGGCAGAUUAUCAGGCGCAAACAACGGACAGGGGGUGGCGACCUUGACACAGAUAGAGCCCUAUCUGUGCACGUGCCUGAAGUGGGACAUCAUUCAAUCUGGUGAAUAGGCUAAUAGUGUUAUUGGUGUGCUCUGCUCGUCCCCGUUAUUUCACUUUCACUCCACCGCGUGCAUGCGAAGUCACUAAUGUUGAAGAGGACAGUGCCGUUUCCGAUUGUGAUGAGGUGGACUCUCGCUCGCUCUCUCUCACACACAUAGUAACCUACACCCACUCACAGCACGCGCCCCGCGCACCGCUCCGCGCACUGCUCAUCUAUACACUCGCAUCGCUGCUACUGUCUUGCAAAAGGCAAUAGAGAGUUUGGCAGCACCUGCUCCUGUUUCUGGGGUCAACAAUUGCAAAGGAGACUUCUGAGAAAUAGUGACAAGACAGAGUGAGGAUGUGUGGGGUGGACCUGGAUCUAGACGAGGGGGGCUCAGGCGACGAGGAGAAGGAGCAGGAGGAGUUCUGGGUGGGUGAGAGGGUGAAGAUGCUGCCUCCUCCCACGGCCCACAGUGAGGGCAGCGCAUGGGGUAGCCGUCGGGGAAGUUGUGGCUGUGUGGCAUGCGGUGUGGGGCUGCUGCUGUGGAAUGUGGGUUUGGCCUUGGUGUGUGUCCUGGUCCUGGUGGCCGUGUUUGCCUUGGUCCUGCUGCCCGCCUCACUGCUGCUCUACGCCGGCUUCCUCUGCCACUCACGGGUCCUAGAUUCCCCCUCUCCUAUCUGCCGUUACCUCGACGACAACAGUUGCUCCGCCCUCAUCAUCCUGGGCUUUGUGAUGAUGUCACCGCUGGUGGUGGUGGCGGCGGCCAUCUUCUGUGGGCUGCUCCGGAGGCUGCGACUCCUGCUGCUGUUUCAGCCAAUAACAGGUGCAUGGUACCAUGGACGGGGCUUGGACUGGGGGGGUGAUGUCCGUGCCUGGGUCUGAUUGGACCAACGCUCGAAUAAACCAGUGUUCAAAGAGUUCAAUAGGUUAACAGUCAAGAGAGAAUCGAGUCCUGGAGAAUCGCAGUGUCAAAUCUAUUUAGUGUCCUAUUAAACUGUAAUGAAUGUCAUACAAUCGAAUGGAUACAAUGUGAACCAGUCCAAUUGUUUAAAGACAGAGCUUUACAUGUGGCUAUAGGGCUGUUGCUGGUCAGAAGGAAACAGUGGAGGUAAGGGUGGAAUAUGCUAGCAGCUCUUCUCUGUGGAUUUGUAUUGGUUAUGUAUAUUGAUCUAUUUUCAAUUAUCUGCUAACUUAUAUGGUUGUGAAUCUUGAUGCAGCAGAAAAAUGUAACUGUCACUCAAAUGUCUAGAAUGGAAGGAAAAUAUGUUUACAAGCUUACUUAUUUAGCAGAUUUUGUUCAUUCUAUUGAUUUCAUUAUAUUCACCAUCUUGUAAAAGUGCCAUGUAAGCUACCUCAAUGUAAGUAUAGUUCAUAAAUGUAGCCUAGGUUGCUCUACAUCAGUCAUGUGUGAACGGGAUGAGACACAAUUAUAGUCUUUUCUUUUUCUGUUGUGUUUGUUUUUUUGUUUAGUAUAUUGGCAUAUUUUCUUGCAAAAAAUCAUUCUGAUGUGUUUUAACAGAGCCGUCAUGACUAAUUUUGUACUUAUCAGAUCCUACCAACGUUUCAUUUCUAUGUACCUAGUAAUUGACUUAUAUGUAAAAACAUUACUGGUAAUUCCCCUUAAUUGCGGCCACCGUAAAAGGAAUUGGAGCUGAAAUGCCAAGUCUUUGAUCCGUCUAUCUGUAGGUAUUUUUCUAAUGGCUGAUAACGUCUCCAAGGAUUGAAAUAACACAUAGUAGAGGCUAAUGGUGAGGACACUUAGUUCAAAUAGAUAUACAGUUUUAAAUCCAUGGACCUUUCACUGUCAUUAUCUCACAUAGAUCUUUAUAUGAUGUGUGGUAUGAUUCAUAUCAGAUAAUGCCUAGACAUUCCUCAAUCUGCUCCUGAGAGACAGUGUGGUUCUAUGUGAUAUUACUUAAUAGAGUGCCUCUCUUCCUACCAACAUGGUCAACUACUUUGAAAGCAUUACUCAAUAGUAUGUUAAUCGCUGUUUAUCAUAAUUUUUUUCAAUUUAACCUUUAAACUAGGCAAGUCAAUUAAGAACAAAUUCUUAUUUACAAGGACGGCCUGCACCGGCCAAACCCGGACGACACUGGGCCAAUUGUGUGCCGCCUUAUGGGACUCCCAAUCACGGCCGGUUGUGAUACAGCCUGAUCAUUUGAGAUCUAAAGACGUUAGUCAUGGAAAGAUGGCAUCCAGUAGUCAUGUUGUUGUCUGAGGCAGACACACAUUUACACAGUGUAUAGAGCAUAAGCACCCAAACAAAAAUCCCCAUCUCAUAAUUUAGCUAUACAUUUGAAUCAACUUAAAUUAUUACUUGAAGUGAAUUGAACUCAAUAGACUCUACUUCUUGAACUAUGAACUAUAUCAGAACAGUUGAUGGUUGUAGCCAAUCCACAUUCUGUAAAUGUAUGUUAUUGAAGAAUAAACCUGUUGACAUACU